CUGCGAGUGCAAAAGAAUAAGAAGGAUUUUGUUCAGGUAAGACUGGUCGUUGCCAACGGAAGGCUGUAUGCCAUAGGUGGGAAUGGCGCUACUGACCAGGUAACACUGGCCGUUGCCAACGGAAGGCUGUGUGCCAUAGGUGGGAAUGGCACUGCUGACCAAGAAACCGUUGAAAUUUUUGAUAUUGAAAGAAAUCAGUGGAAACAUCAUAGUUACUUGAAUGAGGGGAGAUAUAGACCAGACGUGGGUGUCAUCCAACUCUCAUGA
This is a messenger RNA of Cooperia oncophora, 267 nucleotides long. The record is from the annotation of a GenBank genome assembly. NCBI's taxonomy places the organism in Eukaryota, Metazoa, Nematoda, Chromadorea, Rhabditida, Trichostrongylidae.